Messenger RNA from Syngnathoides biaculeatus (alligator pipefish), 7517 nucleotides. RefSeq names its product zinc finger protein, FOG family member 1 (gene zfpm1). The record is from RefSeq and is a predicted model, not a curated record. NCBI's taxonomy places the organism in Eukaryota, Metazoa, Chordata, Actinopteri, Syngnathiformes, Syngnathidae. Bases 455 to 4315 code for a protein of 1286 amino acids. Gene Ontology annotation, biological process: heart development; negative regulation of transcription by RNA polymerase II; positive regulation of transcription by RNA polymerase II. Gene Ontology annotation, cellular component: nucleus. The transcript has 9 exons. Gene Ontology annotation, molecular function: RNA polymerase II-specific DNA-binding transcription factor binding.
AGUAGGUCGAAUGGACUGGUUGCGUGCUUGUUGGCGAGUGGAACUGGUCCCCGCUUGAGAGAUUUGUGCUGACGGAGCGAGGAGGCGACACUCCAACAAAAAGCAACGUUAGACGGGUUUCCGCAGAAGCCCUCGUAUCUGAACCACAACAUUUAUCCUCGUUGACCGGCGAGACGCGGACUAUCGUGGACUAAGGUUCGGUGCCAAGUACCGAGAAGGCGUUUGUUUGGAAGGAGGAGGACAGUAAAGGGACGGAGCCACAGGUAGACAAAGCUGUCGUGGCAGAAGAUACCAAAGUGCGAGCGGGUCAUGUAGAUUUUAGUGUCUGACCCAAACGAAGAGUCGGCAGGAGCGGAACGUCCGCCGUCGAACGCAAGCAGAAGGGAGAAGACUUCUCACGCUGAUCCGCCUCUCCCUCCGUCCCACUGGACGACUUGUCCCAGGAAGAGCCACCAUGUCCAGGAGAAAGCAGAGCAAACCCCGGCAGAUCAAGCGUUCCUUUGGAGAAUUUGACGGCAAUGAGGAUAAGACUCUUGACAACCUGAGCCUCUCUGGAGAGGAGGCAGAGGCUUCAGACCAAGAUGAUUCCGCAGAAGGUGACAGCAGUAGUCCACCGACCUACACACCACAGUACAAGGAAGAACCGAGGAAGGACAACACUCAUGGAGACCCUGAGGAGGGUGAUGAAGAUGGGGAAGCGCAAUGUCUGGGACAUACUAGUGGUAAAGAGGAAGAGGAGGGGGAUGAAGAGGAUGGUGUGUUAAAGUGGAAAGGUCCAGAUGAGCUGGAACUCAGUCAAGAAGGCAGUGGCAGAAUGGUCAUCGCUCGCAGGGACCUCCAUAAAGACACAGUUUGGGGACCCUACCCUGGGAGCCUCCAGUCACAUAGCAGCGCAGAUGAUGGAGCCUCAAAGGAUUCUAGUUGGACCUUAGUGUGUGAGGUUCCAGAUUGUUGGAUUACCCGUCUUGCUUUGACCACUGACCCAAAAGAUGCCAACUGUACCAUCUACAGUCAAGGCAAAGAGUUAUUCUGCAAGGUGACCAGGGACAUUUGUGUAGCAGAAAGGCUUCUGGCCACUCUUUUGCUUCCUCAAAAGCCCCACUCCCUUCCCACCAGGGGUUCACCUCUUCUCAACAUUGUCACCCCAAAAACAUCUGCGAUAAAGGAAGAGCCUUUGUAUCCUGCAGUCCUCCACACAGACAUCCAGCUCCUCCCACAGCAAGCCGGCAUGGCUGCUAUCUUGGCUACUGCUGUUGUCAAUAAGGACAUUUUCCCAUGCAAAGACUGUGGGAUUUGGUACAGAAGUGAAAGGAACCUGCAAGCCCACCUCAUGUACUACUGUGCCAGCCGACAGAAACAGCCAACUGCUUCCUCUUCCCCACCGCAAGACAAACCUAAAGAGUCCUACCCCAAUGAACGCAUCUGCCCCUUUCCUCAGUGUAACAAGAGCUGCCCCAGUGCAAGUUCCCUGGAGAUUCACAUGCGUACGCAUAGCGGUGAGCGGCCAUUUGUCUGCCUCAUCUGUAUGUCGGCCUUCACCACGAAAGCAAACUGUGAGCGCCAUUUAAAAGUCCACACUGACACGUUAAAUGGGCUGUGUCACGGCUGCGGCUUUGUUUCAACCACAAGGGAUAUUCUUUACAGCCAUUUGGUUACGAGCCACAUGGUUUGUCAGCCUGGAUCCCACAGUGAGGUCUAUUCCCCAGGGCCAGGCCUGCCUAAAUUGGCUUUAUCCACUGUUCUCAGCCCAGGAGACUCUGGUGUGGUACUGAAGUGUCAAGUCUGUGGUCACAACUCUGACUCCCCUUCCCAGUUGCAGCAGCAUGUACGAACCCACCUGGAAGUGAGAGUCCCCACUGAAAGGAGUCCCACCCCUUGUCAAAGUACACCAUCAUCUGUUGACCAGCUUCAGCCAUCUACACCAGAGGGUGAGCCACUAGGAUGUGUCCCUAAAUCAGAUUCCUCCAGCCCGGGUGCUAAUGGGGGCUCUGCCACUCCACGUGGCUCCAGUCCUCCUGACACUCAAACCAACACCUUUAGAAUCAAAGAAGAGCCGCGCUCAGAAUCUGAGACAGAAGAACACCAAAUGGACUUUAAGGACAGCGAAGAGGUUGACCAGAAAGCAGAGGGGAAGACAAAGGAAAGACAAACUACCAACUUCAUUUGUCAGACAUCAAAUUCUCCAAAAAGUCCUGCUACGCCAGCAGUGAAGGCAGAACCAACAAGUCCCACUCCUGCUUGUAGCCCAACUCAUUUAGGUGGUGCUGGGUCAGUGUUCCCCAGUGGAUCAAUUUUUUUGCCUCAGUACUUGUUUAACCCUGAAACAGCCAUUUUGCCUCAGGCCUCAGAGAUCCUAGCUAAAAUGUCUGAGAUGGUUCACACCCGUCUGAAACAGGGCCAGACAAUUCCUCAAAAUAACGCAACCACCUUUUUCCCCUCUGCACCAACCGUACCAACAGCCACAGCAACUCCUCUCAAAGGGGCUACCUGCUUUGAGUGUGAUAUUACAUUUAACAAUGUAAACAAUUUCUAUGCACACAAGAGACUUUACUGCUCCAGUAGGCACCAUGGAGAAAGUACAACUUCAUCUUUGGGCCCUGGAUCAGCGAGCGAUACUUCUCCAGCCACUGCGCAACCCAGCAAGGCACAAGAUUCAUCUGCAUCUCCUCAUGAUGGAGCAGCGAGCAGAGCAGCCUCUGCCUCUCCGUCUGAAACUGAACCUGCUACAGAUGGUGGCGCUGCAGAAUCCAAGAGAGUGUUGGUGAAGACAGAAACCCCUACAGGUCGGGAAGGUGUAUCAUCCUCUUCAGAAGGUGAGGGUGUAGGCAGUAGAGGACGAGCAAGUGAAGGUAGCCAGAGCCCCGCCAGCGGUUCAGCUGAAGACCUGGAUGAUGAUCCCAGCAGAACCUUUUGUGAGGCCUGCAACAUUCGCUUCAGUCGUCAUGAAAACUACACUGUUCACAAACGCUUUUACUGUGCAUCACGCCAUGACCCAUCCAACCAGCGAGCCAUACAUAUGGCGAAGGCAACCGCCAUAGCAGCCUUCCAUCCUCAGCCCAUUCGUACACGCAAGAGAAAAAAGAUGUAUGAAAUUCAUAUGGCGCGAACAGAAGCCUUAGCAGCGGCUGCCGCUGCUGCCGCUUCCGCUCCAUCUCCUUCUGUACUUGGCCUGGCAGUGAAACAAGAGGUUUCUCCUAGUGGUACAGGCAGCUCUAGUCCUGAAGGCGAUGGUCCAAUUGAUCUGAGCAAGAGGCCCCGCCUCAAAGAAGGUCCUCGGCAUGGUACGAGCGGUAUUCUUCCUGCCUUGGCGCUCACUGAUUACCAUAAGUGCACCGCUUGCAGUAUCAGCUUCAACAGCAUUGAGAAUUAUUUGGCUCAUAAAACCUACUAUUGCCCUGCCACCACACUCCAACAGCAUACCUUAGAGCAGCUCCACAGGCUCAAAAGAUCAGCUUCUACCUCUCCGAAAAGUAAGUCUCAACAGGAGCGCCAAGAUCUUCUGCAUCCUAUGGACUCUAAACUCCUCCCUGCAGAUUGGGUGACACAGGCGCAAGGCUCGUCAACCAGUCCUCGCACCUCAGCCUUAACCGCCUCCGAUGCCACAACUCCUCCUGAUGCAAUAAGCAUACUUGCGGCUACACCAAGAGCAGGUACCACAGGUAUCAGCACGUCUUCGUCUUCUCAGAUGGUCUGUCCAUAUUGUCCUAAUAGGCCCAUCACCUGUGACCUAAUGGAGCACUUCAAGACUAUACACGGCCUGGUUGUAUCUGUUCAAUCGCCACAAGAGGCUCAACCCCAGCCAGGCAGUAGAGUUAGUCCUAGCCCAAGCCUUAGUCCGAGAGACGGAGUCACAGCCACCACCUCCAGUAGCCCAAGUGGUACGUCGAAAUUGGUUCCUCCCAUUCACAGAGAUAGUAUUAAUGGGCAGGCAAGGAGAGACACGACUUCUCCCUCCUCACCUCUGAUAAAUGGUAGCCCAUCAGGUGAGGGUUGCUCACCGUCAGCCAGGUCACCUCAAACCGUUUCCCCCUCAAGGGCUCCUCCUCUGACUUUGUCACCUGUGCCUGACCACCGAAAAGAAGCAGUCGGGAUAUCGCACCUUCCAGAUAAAACUUCACCAACUAUUGCCUCCCAUGCCCUCCCUUCACCCCUACCUGCCCUCAUCCCCGGUCCCAAAGCCCCAGUCAACUCCCCGGUCCAGAACGGUAACUCCCGCUACUGUAGGCUGUGCAAUAUUAGGUUCAGCAGCCUCUCUACAUUCAUAGCUCAUAAAAAAUACUACUGUUCAUCCCACAGUGCUGAACAUGUCAAGUGAGCUGAGAAAUUCCCCUUCACCUCUUUCUCCUUCCCUUCUUUUAUCUGACUGAGUAGACGUUACUCCGAAAUCAGCAAGUCUUUGCAGGUUGGUGUCAAAGUUGCACUCAGUUGGCAUGACCAUUAAUCUCGGUAGGUGGCUGUUACUCAUCAGAAGGCCCUGGUGUCCAUUUGCUCCUGAGCACAAUUUGCCAGUGAUUUUACUCAAUGACGGGUCAACAGCACUGUGAGCUGAAAGUGAUCCCACCUGUUUUGUCUACCUGCACACUAAAGGGUGCCUCAACCUCUAGGUCACAGUCUUGUCCCAAAUUAAACACCAACCAAUUGUCAAUAUUUUGCAAUCUGGGACGGUAAAAAAAAAAAAAAAAAACAAUCUUUGUGAUCAAUCUCAUUCUGUCUUUGUUGAACUGAAAGCAGCAAUUACACUCUGACAGUUGACUGGUGAUGAUGAUAGCGUAACCAUGACGCUGAUUAUGGCAAAUCUUGUCUUUUGAUGUUGGUCCAGGAAUAACAGAAGAAUAAUCUCUUCUGUGGAAAAGACUUGAUCAUGUGUAAUGUUUUUAUUAUCUGUGCAUAGUCUACGAUGUCUAAAAAAGAAUUCUAUAAUACAUUUGGUUUCAACACUGGCACAUUUAUGCUUACUAAAAGAAGCUAAGGUAUUUUUUUUUGUUUAAAAAAAAAAGAAAAAUGUGGUAUGAACUGUUACUAAUUAAUGAAGGAUAUUUCAAAAUUGACUUUUUUCUUUCAUACAAACGUGUUUUUUUUCUCUUCAAAUGCAAGGGACAGACAAAUGUGAAAUAUUUAUCUUGUAGUCCUCACUGAUUUCAUGUCAACAGAAAACUACCUACAUAAAGUCGAAGGGUAUUUUUAUUUGUUAUUUGCUUUGUUUUCAUGCUGUUAGAAAGGACUGUGUGGCUGUUGGUGUUUUGAAGUGUUUUUUGUACAUAUCUAAUAUCUUAUAGCUGAGGCUACACUGAGUUUUCUUUUCAUAUGAGCAUUAUUUCAUCUGUUCUUGUCAAUCUGUUGGUGAAAAAAAUCUGAGUGGAUUAAUCGACUUGUGGAUUCACAGCACCAGUUGAUCCAAUCGUCACUCAUGGCUUCAGAGUAUUUUGGACACAGCUGCUUAAAGUAUUUAAUGUGAUAGUAAUAAAGUCGCCCUCCAAAGCUAUUCAACAUCUAAACUAUGAUAUAAUCCUGGCUUUUAUUUACAGUACCUGUAUCUUUUGGCCUCAAAGAGCCCACACUUUUGCUUUUUUUUUCCUGUCUUUUUAGUAUAAUAUGACGUGACCGAAAUGAACCCAUGCAAUUCAAUAUGCAUUCUUUAUUUUCUGUCUUUUUUUUUAACAAUGAUUGUUUCUGUUCAUCUUGCGAAUGAUCAGGUGGUCAAGUGUCAUUAAAGCGCCUGAUUCACUUUAGGUGCCCACAUUUCUUUCUUCUCAUUUCUAAAUAACUAUGUCCUCAUCAUACAUCUUGAUUUCAAGGAACAAGAUUAAAUGUAUUUUUCACAUGUCUGUGCACCCCACUCUCAUUUUAGCACCGAAUAAAUCCAAAGCUGUUAAAUGUUCAGCUUGUUGCCACACAUUUGAAUAAACAAAAUCAUUGAAACGGCCUCAUGGAAAAGAAAAGCUUCAUACGGUUUCCUGGGAUAGGAGUAAGUUGAUUUUGCCACUUUCAGGUAUUUUCUGGGUUUUGUGAUUUUAUGAAGAAUUUAUCUUAUGAACUCCCACCCGCAUUGGUGAAAAAUGUAAUGGUUGUAAUGUAAUACCCAAUUGUAGGAAUUUUUCCACUUGGUUAAUUUUAUGCUUUGCUGCAUUCAUUCCAACACAUUUGAUUUCUUCUUAUUAUUUUCCUUUCGGCUUGUCCUAUUAGGGGUCGCCACAUCAUGUCAUCUUUUUCCAUCGAAGCCUAUCUUGUGCAUCUUCCUCUCUAACACCUAGUGUCCUCAUGUCUUCUCUCACAACAUCCAUCAACCUUUUCUUUGGUCUUCCUCUCGCUCUUUUGCCUGGCAGCUCCAUCCUCAGCACCCUUCUACCAAUAUACUCACUCUCUCGUCUCUGAACAUGUCCAAACCAUCUAAGUCUGCUCUCUCUAACCUCACGAUCCAUAAUAAUCCUACAUUUGAUUUAAAGUAUUUAUAUAAAGUGAUGACCAAACCUCUAAUCAAUUUUUACCAUAUUUUUACCUUAUGUACACUAAAAUUACUUAGCUUUACAGAGUCAGAAUCUUGUCAGAUUGUGAAGUGCUGGAAUGUUUUUCCCUUCCCAUUUUAUUGCACUGUGUUGUUUAAAAUGUAUUUUAGGGAUUUUUUUUCUGUAAUUAUUUAUUUUAUACAGCACUUUCCCCCAUGAACAGAAAUUAUUCAUUCUUUUUCUAUUAUGAAGGACCUUCCCACUUUCUUUUUCCUCAGAUGUAGAAAACCACAAUGAAUGUCAAAAGCUCUAUUUUUUAUUUUCAUAUAUUUCAUUUCCACUACAAGCUUGUCCGAACUAUGCAUGGGAAAUUAAAAAAAUGCUCACAGACGUGGAAAUGUACUUUAUUGUGAUGUCUGCUCUUAUAUGCACUUUUCAUUCAGACCCUGAGUGGGAGAUCUUGAUUUUGGUAGAUGUCACAUUCAAAUAUAAAGUAAAUGUUUGGACAUGGGUAAAUAGCUUUCCUUUAUAAGUCAUCUUGAUGGCAGCCUGUAAAGGAACCUUGAAUGAGUAAUUAGCCUUUCUAGCUAUAAGACGUGUGAUGUUUUUAAAUCAAUACAAUGAAGCACAGUGACAACGACAGCUUUUGCUUUCAUAAAUAAAAAUCGCAUUUAGAAAGGACUUGCUGUCAUUGCUCAUAAGUUGUUUAUUAGCCUUUUGAUCGCUUCUGUGAAACUGUGGGAGAAUGCAUCAAAUUUUGGCAGUACAGUAUUACCCAUAGUGUAAUGGCUUAGCAAUAACAUUAUUAACUAAUUGCUAUAUCUGAGACAUCACAGUUAAAACCGUCACAGGCACAGCUUUAAUUUAGUACUUAUCAUGAAAAUCUCAUUUUUGAAAAGAUAUGUAUUGAACUAAUACAAUAUGCCAAUCAACCGAUCAACACUUGUUAAAUGUUUAUGAUUCCUGGCAGCAUGGUAGGAUCCCUGCUUGCAGCUGUGGAGUUUGGAAAUUCUCCCUGUGCUUGUUGAUUUUUUCCAUAUACUGUACUACUAUUUCAUUCCACACCCCAAAACA